Kockovaella imperatae is the source of this 934-nucleotide messenger RNA. RefSeq names its product ankyrin repeat-containing domain protein. Gene Ontology annotation, molecular function: protein binding. The coding region runs from base 315 to 878 and encodes 187 amino acids. The transcript is spliced from 7 exons. The record is from RefSeq and is a predicted model, not a curated record. NCBI's taxonomy places the organism in Eukaryota, Fungi, Basidiomycota, Tremellomycetes, Tremellales, Cuniculitremaceae.
AUACACAAAGCUGCCCUAGAGGGUGAGAUCCAACUUGACAUGUGUCCCAAGCAUUGUUCGCUGAGGCCACGCACAGGGCAGCCCGGACUAGUCAGGUCCAUCUUGGCGGAAGAUCCCAAAGCCCUAGACUCGAAAGACGAGGUGAGUAAUAAUCGUGCAAGUCGGGGCCAGUCAUGGGUCACCCUGUGAUCGAUAUCCUUGUCUGCCUUGUCUGCGUUCGCAAUGACGCUCACGCUCACGCUCACGCUCACGCCUUGCAAUUGUAGGACGGCCGAACACCACUCCAUUGGGCGGCUACCACGAGUUCAUUACCGAUGAUUCAGCUUUUAUUGGAUCAACGUCCGAACCUCGAAGCGAAAGAUACAAUGGGAUGGACAGCCUUGAUGGUUGCGUCUGCUGCUGGUCGAAUUGAAGCUGUCAAUGAAUUGUUGGAGGCUGGUGCGAAUGUCGAUGCGGUGAAUGAGAAGGGUCAGACGAGUCUACAUUAUGCCGCUUCGAAAGGGAACGUUCAAAUUGGCCGAGCAUUGAUAGCCAAGGGAGCAGAUAUCAACGCUAAGGAUCGCGCUUCUCAACAUCCUCUACAUCGAGCGGCGACUACAGGAUCCGAAGCGUUCCUCAAGAUCUUGUUAAAUCCUCCAGAAGGAAGACCGAAGACGAGACUGAACGGAGCUGAUAGAGCUGGAAACACACCAUUACAUCUGGCCAUGGAGUCUGGGCACGGGGAAGCCGCUGCUAUCUUGAUAGAGGCAGGAGCGGAUCGCGAGCGGACGAACGGUGAUGGGCAAGUACCCGAAGAGAUCGAUGGCGUCGGUGGACAGGAGCAGAAACGAGUUCGAGAGUACCUUGUCUCGAGAGUUGGCACACGACGGGGCUUCUGAACGGAUUGCGGGGUGAUAAGCAUGGCACAGAGGCAUAAGAUUGAUGUUAUCAUUGG